Messenger RNA from Erythranthe guttata (spotted monkey flower), 1317 nucleotides. RefSeq names its product Haloacid dehalogenase-like hydrolase (HAD) superfamily protein. NCBI's taxonomy places the organism in Eukaryota, Viridiplantae, Streptophyta, Magnoliopsida, Lamiales, Phrymaceae. The record is from RefSeq and is a predicted model, not a curated record.
GUCAUUUUCUUCCUCCAUCUCCACCCCAUACCUUGAUGCCACUUGUCUCCUUUUGCACAGAGCACCCAUAUACUGGAUAUACACACACUUAUACACACACACACACGCACAUAUACACGCACUGUGAGUGACUGUGUGAGAGAGAACACUCUGCACUAUUUUAGCAAAGCUUCACACACCUUUAAAAGGGAGCGUGAAAUGUAGGAGCAUUUGAGGUGAAAAAACAAAACAAAAAAAAAUGAUGGCUUAUUCAGCGAGAACUACGAUCAGCAAACUCUUCAAUCGCCGCCGUUUUUCCCUGACUCCGAGGCCUGGAUCUCCGCAUUUCUCGACCUCAGCUGCCGUUGCUUCGGAGCCGCCGCCGCCGCCGCCGGCGGAGGUGCUGAACGGGCCGAGAAUUUUGGGGAUGGUCAAAGAGUACGAGGAUUACCGGAGGAAUUUGUACGGCGGGCUGACGCACAAGGCUUUACUUGUUGACGCCGUCGGCACUCUCGUUGUUCCUUCCCAGCCAAUGGCCCAGAUAUAUAGACAGAUCGGUGAAAAGUAUGGAGUCGAAUACUCCGAAUGCGAGAUAUUGAACAGAUACAGAUGGGCGUAUGGACAGCCUUGGGGUAGAUCGCGUCUCAGAUAUGUGGAUGACGGAAGACCGUUUUGGCAGUUCAUAGUCAGUUCUUCGACGGGCUGUUCCGAUUCUCAGUACUUCGAAGAACUCUAUAACUAUUACACCACCGAAAAGGCUUGGCAUCUAUGCGAUCCAGAUGCAGAGAAAGUGUUCAAAGCUCUUAGAAAAGCAGGAGUUAAGGUAGCUGUUGUGUCCAAUUUCGAUACUAGGUUAAGACCUUUGUUGAGAGCACUUAAAUGUGAUCACUGGUUCGAUGCUGUGGCGGUUUCUGCUGAAGUUGAAGCAGAGAAGCCAAACCCUAUGAUAUUCUUGAAAGCUUGCGAGUUCUUGGGGGUAGAACCGGAAGAUGUUGUACAUGUUGGAGAUGAUCGGAGAAACGAUGUGUGGGGUGCUAGAGAUGCUGGCUGUGAUGCUUGGCUUUGGGGAAGUGAUGUUAAAUCCUUCAAAGAGGUUGCUCAAAGAAUUGGAGUUCAGGUAUGAAGUGGCUCCCCACAAUUUGUAGAGAUGCAGGCUUUUUGUAUGGAGGAGGAAUCAGAUUCUGUAUAUAUUUUAGUUUCCUUUCUUAAUUUCUUUUUCUUUUUUGUAAUAUGUAUGAGUGCAAUUUUAAAUAGAAUAAAUUGCAAAACUAUUUAAAUAUUUUGUAAAUAUUUUUAGGAAAUAUUUGAGGUUUGCUUAAGGUUUCGGUUUCGGUUUCA